Molecule: messenger RNA, 1317 nt
Organism: Chinchilla lanigera (long-tailed chinchilla)
Lineage: Eukaryota; Metazoa; Chordata; Mammalia; Rodentia; Chinchillidae
Gene: Psma8
Product: proteasome subunit alpha 8
Exons: 7
Coding region: 86-838 (250 amino acids)
Biological process (GO): ubiquitin-dependent protein catabolic process
Cellular component (GO): proteasome core complex, alpha-subunit complex; nucleus; proteasome core complex
Source: RefSeq, a predicted model, not a curated record
GUGGCGCCAGCGGUCCCCGACAACCCCCGCCAGCCUCAGUUUGGUGCUGGCUGAUGAGCGACGGUAAUCCUUGUAGACCAGUGCCAUGGCUUCUCGGUAUGAUAGGGCAAUCACUGUAUUUUCCCCAGAUGGACAUCUUUUCCAAGUGGAAUAUGCCCAGGAAGCAGUGAAGAAGGGAUCCACUGCGGUUGGAAUUCGAGGUACCAAUAUAGUUGUGCUUGGGGUAGAAAAAAAAUCGGUUGCCAAGCUUCAAGAUGAAAGAACUGUGAGGAAAAUUUGUGCUCUUGAUGACCACGUUUGCAUGGCUUUUGCAGGACUGACUGCAGAUGCUAGAGUAGUAAUAAACAGAGCCCGAGUGGAAUGCCAGAGCCAUAAGCUUACAGUUGAGGAUUCAGUCACCGUAGAGUAUAUAACUCGCUUCAUAGCAACUUUAAAGCAGAAAUAUACCCAGAGCAAUGGACGAAGACCUUUUGGUAUUUCUGCCUUAAUUGUAGGUUUUGAUGAUGAUGGUAUCCCGAGAUUAUAUCAGACAGAUCCCUCUGGUACUUACCACGCUUGGAAAGCAAAUGCAAUAGGCCGAAGUGCUAAGACUGUUCGAGAAUUUCUAGAAAAGAAUUACACAGAAGAUGCUAUAUCAAAUGACAAUGAAGCUAUCAAGUUAGCAAUAAGAGCAUUGCUUGAAGUUGUGCAGUCUGGUGGGAAGAACAUUGAACUGGCUAUAAUAAGAAGAAAUCAACCUUUGAAGAUGUUUAGUGCCAAAGAAAUUGAGUUACAAGUCAGUGAACUAGAAAAGGAAAAGGAAGAAGCAGAGAAGAAAAAAUCAAAGAAAACUGUCUAAUCCUUAGGAUGAAUAUUGGGAGCUUUUAGUAUUUUGUUGUACUGCUUGGAAUUACUUACUGGAGUUUUAAAGGAAAUAAGUUUUCAGUGUUGUGUUUAGUGCUGGUAUGUGCUGCUUUGACAAUGCCGGAUAUGUGGUCCUGUCUAGUCUAUCACACAGUAUCAAACAUACGUUAAUGUGAGGACUUUCUUGAAAAGAAGAUUCUAGUAAUUGUUGAAAGUAGGCCUAAUCCCACAUGAGCCUGAAACUAUAGCUUGUCCAGUGUGCUGCUUUUGUUCACAUAACCAAAUUUAAUUAAGGGAAAAUUUCCAAUUUUAAAAAAUCAGUAAUUUAGUGAAAUUUGCAUAUUCAUUGUCAGUUAAAAGCUCUUUCAAAAUAUACUAGAUUUAACAUAGAAUUGUAUUUGUUUAUAUAUUGAUAAGUUGUUAAACUUUUGUCAGACUUCAUUUUUAAAUAAAUAUUUUGGGUUUUGUAUUGUC